Molecule: messenger RNA, 1962 nt
Organism: Scomber scombrus (Atlantic mackerel)
Lineage: Eukaryota; Metazoa; Chordata; Actinopteri; Scombriformes; Scombridae
Product: insulin-like growth factor-binding protein 1
Exons: 4
Coding region: 171-953 (260 amino acids)
Biological process (GO): regulation of insulin-like growth factor receptor signaling pathway
Cellular component (GO): extracellular region
Molecular function (GO): insulin-like growth factor I binding; insulin-like growth factor II binding
Source: RefSeq, a predicted model, not a curated record
UAUAAAUACGGCUGCGCGCAACUGUGCCGUUAGACAUUUUCCCAAAAAUCAAAGGAAAGACACAACUGAGCAAGAAAGCGUGGGAAAUCCUGCUUACCUUUUUACCAUUAUUCUCUCUACCUUGCUCUACAUUUUGUUUUAUAUUUAGUAUCCAGCUCACUAUUUUGGCCAUGGGUGGAUUAUAUUUGAAACACGUCGUGGUGGCAGCUGUGUGCUCCGUGCUGGCCACAGGGACGCUGGGGUCCCCGGUGGUGGGGCCAGGGCCGAUCCGAUGCGCCCCGUGUACUCCGGAGAAGCUGAGCCAGUGUCCAGCGGUGGCGCCCGGAUGCACCGAGGUUCUGCGGGAGCCCGGCUGUGGAUGCUGCCUCGCCUGCGCCCUAAAAGCUGGGGAGCUGUGCGGGAUCUACACGGCGGCGUGCGGCUCCGGACUGAGGUGCACCCCGAGACCCGGCGACCCCCGGCCGCUGCACUCCCUCACCAGGGGACAAGCCUUGUGCUCGGAAAACACAGAGCCCAAGCCGACCCCCGAGCCCCAGAUACAAGAUCAGGCAGAGUCAGAAGCUGAGAUGGAGAACCAUGCCAUCGUCUCGGACCCCGGCUCCAGCCUCUACCUCCCCGGUCACAGUAAGCCCUACGACCCGAGGGCUGCUGCUGACGCUCAGGAGAGCAUGAAAGCCAAACUCAUCGCCAACCGCAAGAAAGUUGUUGAGCAGGGUCCAUGUCACAUUGAGCUGCAGAGAGCCUUGGACAAGAUUGCCAAAUCCCAGCAGAAAUUAGGAGACAAGUUAACCAGAUUCUACCUCCCCAACUGUGACAAACACGGGCUUUACGAACCCAAACAGUGUGAAUCCUCUCUGGAUGGGCAGAGGGGUCGAUGCUGGUGUGUGAAUUCCUGGAACGGCAAGAAGCUUUUAGGCUUGACUGACCUGCCUGCAGAUGCCGAGUGUCCUUAAAGAGAUCAAACCACUGAAGAAGAUCUCACAAAAGAAGAAGCAAGCCACUGAUUUUUUCCUUCUUUUUUUUUGAUAACUGUUUAUUUAUUGAUCUUGUCCAUGGUGGUGUUUAAUUCAGGUACACUGUCAUUGUGGAACUGUGGGUCCCAGCCACCCUGAAUCCCCCCUUCCCCAAACCUACCCCCUCCUCUUUAAACACCCGUCCCAAAGAGAAAAAAAUCUAUUUUUGUUUUUCUGAAAGGAGAUUUUAAUAUUGAUGCAGUUACUUCUACUCUUCAGCCUUAUUUAUUUCAAUUUUAUUGCAUUUUAUUUGUUAUUUGUAAUUAUUUCAUGAGUAUUUAUAUCAUUUUUUGCCUUAUUGUUAUUAUUAUUAUUAUUAUUAUUAUUAUUGUUAUUUUUAUGGAUGUAUAAAGUGUAUAUAUGUAUCUUUGCCCUGAGUAACUCCAUUGCUGAGUUGAGCUCGCUCUACCCUUAAGGAGUUGUCUGGAUGUUUGGUUGAUGACAAACCAAGCAAGAACAAAAGCACUGAGUGACCAAAUCUCAUUUAGAAGUAUUUCUAAAUGUUGUUUUUAUGAUUCAUUUUUCACAUUGUUGCCAUUGUUUAUGUCUUCUUUUUUUUUAUUUUCCUGCUGUGACACAUGAUCAGCUCUUUACAGUGAAUGCAAAACUCUCAGUCGGGAAUCCUUAAACAGUCUCAGAAAACAUUUCCCAUGGUUCCAUGGGGCUGCAGAUAACAUGACAGGCGGCGCCUCUGCACGCGCCGCUUCUCAGACGGGUAUUUCUACAUUUACCUACCUCCAAUAUUUAUGUGUCUGCCGUCAGUUGUGUUGAUGUAUCUGAACCAUCACAUGAUUCACCGGUGAUGGCUCCGCUCUACUUACAUGCUGCUGUUGGAGAGAGAUUUAUUGUUUGUGUGAAUUCCAAAGUGACUAACUGCUCACUCGUGUGUAUGUACACUUUUGUAAUUGAGAUGUAAUGUAAGAAAAAAAGGUGAUAUAUUUAAUAAAAA